This is a messenger RNA of Caenorhabditis remanei, 888 nucleotides long. RefSeq lists its product as uncharacterized. NCBI's taxonomy places the organism in Eukaryota, Metazoa, Nematoda, Chromadorea, Rhabditida, Rhabditidae. The record is from RefSeq and is a predicted model, not a curated record. The transcript is spliced from 5 exons. The coding region runs from base 1 to 888 and encodes 295 amino acids.
AUGAUUCCUGGCUACGCUAUGCAGGUGAUGUGUAUCGCCUUUUAUAGCUGUGUUGUCAUUGUGGUCCAUCGGAUCAAAAGUACUGAUUGUCAAGCUGCACCAUUCUACACGCUCUUCUUUUAUGUUGGACUUGUCGACAUCGGCCAUGCAUGCGCUCUCUUCUGGAUGUGUUUUGAACAUGAGGUCAUCCGAGGAGAAGUACUGUACCCGAUCACUUUUAUAUGUAGUCUAGCCACCUGUUUCUGCUACCUCGUAAAUAUUAUUGGAAAUGGAUUAAUGGCUAUUAAUCGUUAUUCAGCAACCUAUUUGGGACAUCAUCAGCAUUUCUCAAAGAACCGCACUACCGCGUAUCUGACUGCCACGUUCAUUUUGGCAGCAAUUUCAUCCAUCCCAGCUAUAUUUCGCGAAAGAACGUAUCUGCUGAUUGAUGGCGAAUGGACUUUCACACUAACUCCAAUUUGGUUGAUCCAUUUGCAACGCUACAUCAUCAUCGGCUGGAUGAUUGUCUAUUUUAUUGUUGCCCCAGUUUUCUCUAUAAUGGCUUGGCUAAGAAUCAAGAAUUUCAUUCAUUCUGUCCGUUAUCAUAAGAGUGAUCACACUAUAAUUUACUUCAAUGUUGCACACAUCAUCUGCCAUUUCUUGAUUUUAUGCUUCGAGAUUUUUGAAGUCUACAAACCGGAUAAUACUCUUAUAUCCUUUGUCCACGAACAUUUCUACGUCUUCUUGUUUGGUGCCAUUGUCUUCAAUGGAUUCAGUAUUGUCUUCACUACUAAACGUGUUCGUCAGGGUCUUACAAAACUCGUUUGCCGUGUCACUGAAUUUGGAAGAGGAAAAGUGUCAAGCUCCAACCCAACGACUCAAAUUUUUCAAGUUUCCGGUCGCUUUUAA